AUGCCCCCCUCGGUCGCUACUGGCUGGCUCGACCAGACUGAUUCAAUCGAUCGAAUGCAGCGUGAGACAACACCAAGAAAAUGCUGCGUUAGGGUGUCCGCGGAGGUGGUCCGUGGGAGGGCGGCCGCUCUCGGGAGCGGGCGAAGCAAGCGUGGUGCAGGGAGCUCUCGGCAGCGGGCGAAGGAAGCGGCUCGUCGGCCGAUUCGCUCCGGCACGCCGCGGGCGAAGGAAUCGGCUGGAGGAGGGGCAGCGAGCGGUGGUCAGCCGCGGCAGUCGACUGGCGUGCGGCUGGAGGAGGGAUUUGGCCGCAGCGGCGCAUUAGGCGGCGGUGCCGUGCAGCCGUGCUGGCCAGGGCAGGCUGCAGCAGUGCGUCAACGGAAGGCAAUUACAGAACACUGGUCACUUAAUCACUUGCUUUCCGCCACUGACAUGGAUUUUCGAAAGCAUCAACCUUCUGCUAGUGCAACCUCUAUUAGUAUGGUCCACCUGGAUUUUCCCAGCCAAAUUCUUGAGGACAUUGAUUCUGUGAAUCAAGUGAUGUCAGCAGAUUUUCCAUCGGAGGCUCCUAUUGAUAUUGAUAUGAGGGAACUUUACUUUCUCAUUAUGCAUUUUUUAUCACAUGGUCCAUUUAAGCGGGCCGCUGGAGAGCUCUGCAAUGAUCUUCUGGAGCAUCAGUUGUUACCUAGAAGAUAUCAUGCUUGGUAUUCACGUGGUGGUUUUCAUAGCGGCGAAGAAAAUGAUGAUGGUGUAUCGCUCCCUUUGGGUUACCUAAAGCUAGUUGAGAGGUACAAAUACGUUACUCUAUUUGUUUUGUCUUCUGGAGCUCGUAUUUCCUCCACCCUUCCUGAUUUGAAAGACUUGCACUCAAAUUGUUUUGGGAUCCGCUCCGGCUCCCGAGCUAGGGUUCCUCCCCGCCGCCGCCAGCCUCCCUCGCCUCCUUCCGCCGGCGCCGGCCGCCGGCGCGCGUCCCCGACCCGCCUCCCUCUCCUCCCCUCUCCUCCUUCCCCUUCGCCUACGUUCCUGUCGCCCCUCGAGGCGGCGGAGCGCCCCUGCCCUCCUCCCCGUCUCGAUCCCACUCCUCUCCUUCUCCCUUCGCUGCCGCCGGCAGCAGCCUCCGGCGUGCCCGGGUGGCAGCGGCAGCGGCGGAUGUCCCUUUCCCGCACGCCUGAAGGGGGAGUCGGAGCUCCCUUCUACCCGGCGGCGGUGCUGCUCGGCCGGCGACGGUGGGGCCCUAAAGCCACGGUGGACAUAGAAAUCUCUGGCGGCUCGUUCGCCACCGGCGCGGCUGCGCCCGUGGGCGUUGCCGGACCCUCCUGA
Messenger RNA from Triticum aestivum (bread wheat), 1317 nucleotides. RefSeq lists its product as uncharacterized. NCBI's taxonomy places the organism in Eukaryota, Viridiplantae, Streptophyta, Magnoliopsida, Poales, Poaceae. Gene Ontology annotation, biological process: regulation of transcription by RNA polymerase II; cytoskeleton organization; regulation of cell shape. The record is from RefSeq and is a predicted model, not a curated record. The transcript is spliced from 4 exons. Gene Ontology annotation, cellular component: nucleus. Bases 1 to 1317 code for a protein of 438 amino acids.